AUUCUCCGGCGCCAGGCGAUAGGAGGGGUUGGAGUGACGCUGGCUUCGCUGCCUAGCGCUUUGGUGCUGCUGAGCUGAGCAACGCUCUUCACCUGCAGAUGAGAGAGCGAGGGAAGUCGGGACGGGCUUUCUACUUCUGAAGAGCUCACCACUGCAAGUGCAGAGCACAGGGGUGGACGUACCAGCUAUCACACGGCGCGGGGAAAUUAUACACUUACCAGAGAAGAAAUACGAGUCGUGUCGCCUUUUCUAGCUCAAGCAGCCUCUGCUCGCUUGCAACGAUGAAAACUGCUCUCGUUCUCUUGCUGACAUCAGCCUUACAACAAGCCGCGUUUUGGGGGACUAAUGGAGACCUCGUGUCCAAAGCCCCCUGCAGACCCGGCUUCUCGCAAAGUUCCUACUCUGUGCUCAUUUCAAGGGAUGUACUGCAAAGCCAGAGCAUAAUUAAAGAUACCACCGUGUCAUCGCGGAAAGUGAGGUUUGAUGACUGUAUGGAGAACGAGGGGGUGGUCUUUCAGAGCGGUGACGCCAGGUUCAGCGUUGGGACCGAUGGGUCAAUCUACACCCAGAGAGAGGUGGCAGGCCUGAGCGGACCGGUCCAGUUCACGGUCACUGCCAGCGGUCCACACACACACGUGUGGGAGACAACGGUCAAACUGGCCCUGAUGGGGCAACCCACACCCUCACCGCCAGGCGAUCAGAUCAGAGUGGAACAGGGGAAAGAAGGAGAAAGGAAGGAGGAAGAGGGGGUCAAAGCACCACCAGAGUUCCAGGCCCCACCCACCGUCAUCAUGUUUCCCAGGCAAUGGGAGAUGAGCUCCAAGGGACUGCGGAGACAGAAGAGAGACUGGGUCAUUCCGCCAAUCAACGUGCCUGAAAACUCCAGAGGGCCCUUCCCGCAGAUGCUCGUCAGCAUCCGUUCGGACCAGGACCGUAACAUCUCCAUCCGGUACAGCAUCACGGGGGUGGGAGCGGACCAGCCACCCAAUGAGGUGUUCAGUAUCGACCCUGUUGCCGGGAAGAUGUUCGUCACCAAACCCCUGGACCGAGAGAGGAGAUCAUCUUACCAUCUUCGUGCCCAUGCAGUGAACAUGAAUGGUGAGCGGGUGGAGAGCCCCAUAGACCUGUACAUCUAUGUCAUAGACAUGAACGACAACCGGCCUGAAUUCAAGAACCAGGUCUACAACGGCUCUGUGGAUGAGGGCUCCAAACCAGGUACAUUUGUGAUGCACCUGGCAGCCUUCGAUAAUGACGACAACACCACGGCAAAUGGGAUGGUGCGCUACCGGAUCCUGUCCCAGACGCCACACAGCCCCAUCCCCAACAUGUUCACCAUCAACAGCGAGACUGGAGAUAUCGUCACCGUGGCAGCAGGCCUCGACCGCGAGAAAGUGUCCCAGUACAGCAUCAUAGUCCAGGCCACGGACAUGGAGGGCAACCUAAACUUUGGCCUGUCCAACACGGCCACUGCCAUCAUCUCUGUCACAGACAUCAACGACAACCCCCCGGAGCUCACCUCCAGAACCUUUUCAGGGGAGGUCCCAGAGAACCGGGUCAAUGUUGUGGUCGCCAACCUGACCGUGAUUGACCGGGACCAGCCACACUCGCCCAACUGGAAUGCUGUGUACAGGAUCAUCAGCGGAGACCCAAUAGGUCACUUCACCAUCAUCACCGACCAACACACCAACGACGGCAUGGUUACCGUAGUGAAGCCGGUGGACUUUGAGCAGAACAGGGCCUUCAUGUUGACGGUGGUGGUCAACAACCAGGCCCCGCUGGCAAGUGGGAUCCAGUCGUCCCUCCAGUCCACAUCUGGGGUCACCAUCUCCGUGGUAGACAUCAACGAACCGCCCUACUUCCCUACUAACCCCAAGUCCAUCCGCUUUGAGGAGGGCGUCCCCGCUGGCACCUCUCUCACCACAUUCUCAGCCAGCGACCCUGACCGUUUCAUGCAGCAGAGCAUCAGGUAUUCUAAGCUGGCUGACCCAGCUGACUGGCUGUCCAUCAACAACACCAACGGUCAGAUCAUCACCACGGCAACCCUGGACAGAGAGUCCAUCUACGUCAAAAACAACAUUUAUGAAGCCACCUUCCUUGCAGUUGACAAUGGCUCUCCCAUGGCCAGUGGUACAGGGACCCUCCAGAUCUAUCUGAUAGAUGUGAAUGACAACGCUCCGUCUCUGCUGCCCCGCGAGUCUCAGAUCUGUGAGCGCAUCAACCGUAACGCCGGCAUCAACAUCACGGCUGCAGACACAGACACGGACCCCAACGUAGGCCCUUUCGUCUUCGAGCUGCCCACGUUCCCUGCUAGCAUACGACGCAACUGGACAGUGUCACGUCUCAACGGUGACUAUGCCCGGUUAAGUUUACGGACCCAGUAUCUGGAGCCGGGGGUGUAUGAGGUGCCUGUGAUUGUGACCGAUUCGGGGAACCCUCCCCUCUCCAACAGGUCCAUUAUCAAGGUCAAGGUGUGUCCGUGUGAUGAGAACGGAGACUGCACCCUUGUCGGGGCUGUGGCUGCCGCUGGACUUGGGACUGGAGCCAUCAUAGCCAUUCUCGUCUGUAUCAUCAUACUGCUCAGUAUGGUGCUAGUGUUUGUACUGUGGAUGAAGCGCAGAGAGAAGGAGAGACAGACCAAACAGCUGCUGAUCGACCCAGAGGACGAUGUCAGAGAUAACAUCCUGAAAUACGAUGAGGAGGGAGGGGGAGAGGAGGACCAGGACUAUGACCUGAGCCAGCUGCAGCAGCCUGACUCCUUGGAGCACAUCAUCAGUAAGCCCCCAGGAGUACGGAGGGUGGACGAGCGCCCCAUCAUCCCUGAGUCCCAGUACCCCAUUCGACCGGUGGUCCCCCACCCUGGGGACAUCGGGGACUUCAUCAAUGAGGGUCUGCGGGCGGCAGACAAUGACCCCACGGCCCCUCCCUAUGACUCCCUCCUGGUGUUUGACUACGAGGGCAGCGGCUCUACGGUCGGCUCCGUCAGCUCCCUCAACUCCUCCAGCACAGGGGACCAGGACUACGACUACCUCAACGACUGGGGCCCCCGCUUCAAGAAGCUAGCCGACAUGUACGGGGGAGGGGACGAUGAAUAGGGCCACGGGGGCCUCAUUAAAGAUCCACUCCCCCAGCUGAACCCCCUCAGCUGGUCUGCCAUGCUCUCUCUGUCUCUCCAACCGUGGAGAGACAGAUAACACAGACACACACACACACACACACACACACACACACACACCAAUAUACACCACAAACACCAAUACACACACUAAUACACACCACACACAACAAUAUACACCACACACGGCAAUACACAUUACACACGACAAUACACACCACGCACGACAAUACACACCACACACACGAACCAACUGAACUGACCUAGCAACUGACCAAUCAAUCAAGCAACCGCCAUAGUGAACUGUGCAGUGAGGCAGCUUUGUCCUUCUGUACUGUAUUGUACUGUACUGAGCCCUCUCCUACUCCGAGGUGUGUGGGGGGAGGGAGGUAGAUUUUGGGGUUGGCUACUUUUGUUUUAUGUUAUUUAAAAAAUGUUUGAUUAUCUCAUGGUGUCCUCACUGUCCUUAAAUGCAAGCUAUUUCCUGGUUUUUGGAGGCCAUUGGCUUUCUAUUUCCCCAUCAGCCCCCAGCCUGUCCCUUUGCAGAUAGAUUGAGGUGCAUAUUGCGUGACGGGGAAGAAAAGAACAAAGAAACACAGAAAGUAAACUCCUUCCUCUGCGUGGAAGGCCCUGGUUUAAUCUCUCUGAACUUGAAUUCCAUAGAACAGAAGCACUGUUGUUUAAGAAGUGCCUUCAGUGGUGCGUAUUUUUUGCUGACUCCCGCUAACUCAGGAUUGGUGGCCAUUUUCUGGGCUAACGUGCACCCCGUCCUCCCCCGUCCCCUAAUUACCCCUCACCUUUCAAUUGUGACCUUCCUGUCCCUUUUCCUGUGUGUCAUAUCCAUCACCCUGCAAUGUAACACGGGCAGAUGCAGUAUAAGUUGCAGAGGGGAUUUGCCUUUGGAGGUGAGGGGGUAUCAUUGGUGUGAAUUUCGGAGAGGGAGUGCUCUGUACAAAGACAGACAGUAUAUCUCCUUAGGUGAAGGACAAAUCUUUUCUUUCCAAUCUGGCACAUCUGAGCUUCUUAUGCACAGCCAUCACCUGUGUGACAAUAGGAAUCAUCACACUGACACAGAAUGGGACUGUGUCGUUAGACAACAUGUAUUUACUGUAUUCGAACAGUGUGUACCCUCUGAGAGCAGUUGAGUUUGGAUGGUUUUGUGACUUUGUGGUUUUGAGUUCGCAUUACUUUGCACUUUUAACUUAGUGAGGCUGUGUGAGCUAGGGAUAGAGGGAUGACGAGUCAUUUUUAAUGUGAAAGAAAUUAAUCCAUAGGAGGAUUUUCUUUCUUUACCUAGUCUCUAUUCUUAGAUGAAGGAUAUGGGUGGGUUGCAUGGUUCUGUCCCCCGUUUCCAAAUGUUGUCAACUUGGCACUAGUUGUCUUGUGGUCUUAUUGGUCAAUGUGUUGAGGAAAACUAUAUAAACUGUAAAAAGAUGAGAAAAAGGGUGUAAAAGUAGAUCUUUUUUAAGUAUUAGAACAAACCGUUUGUGCUCCAUUUCUGUUAGCAUUGCUGGCAGAGAAGACAAAUUGUGAGACCCAAAGUUUCAAGCUUCGACUUAACUUUUUUUUGUGCUGAUUCACUGUUGUGUCUUGACACACUUUUGAUAUACCAUCUCUGAUGCUGGUCCCCGUCGCAGCAACAGAGAGAGCGAGAAAGCGAGCUGAGAUUCUGUCAGGGACUUAGCAAGCGCCACAAUCUGUCUCUCCUCAGACACUUUCAUUCAUUUGAAAUGCAAGAGGUUUUGAAAACAUGUAGGAGAAAAUAUGUCUCUUACAAACUUUUUGGCAAAGAGUGAUGGAGAAGAACUGCACUUUACCAAAGCAGGGUUUAAUAGUGCUAAACAUUUCACUCUUUAGAGAAGAAGGUGCCUAUGAGGAACAGAUAUUUUAUUGUCUUUUGUGAAAAUACCACUACCCAACAUUCCUAUGAUAUACAGUACAUUUCCCCCGGUUAUACAAGUUAUACACUUGUUUCUCACUCACACACCGGCAGAAGUCCUUUUGUAAAUGACCUUUCACAUAGUGUUCCCAUGUUCCCAGUUGAGGAGAUGCUGAAGAAAUCAACACGGCUUCUCUCACACUGCCCAUUCACACAGUCCGCUCAUUCUCUCAGCAGUUAACUGAGUCCAUCGGAAUGUUUUGCUCUUUCAAAAAUGUCAGCUGAGUUCAAUGUAAUUUCAGUUGAGAUUUACACUUGAGAGAAAUGUGGUUUCUAUACGUAGAGAUACUUCUCUCUCCCUAAGCUCUUUCUCUCUUAUGGUGGAUUUGAUAGAGAUUGGGCAGGGUUAUAUAUUUAAUUCAUACUCCAGUUACCCUUCGUAAUAAAGAGGAUGAUGGAUCCUUCCAGGUAGUCUCCUUGACAGAGAGAGAGAGAGAGAGAGCCUUUAAACUCCUAGAUAAGAUAUGAGGAGAGGAGGACUCUCAGCGUCCCAUGCUCUUCCUCCCAGCUUCCCCUUCUCUAUCAGGUCUUUACACACUACAUCCAGCAUCUCUUCGUCACAUCUUCCUCUGGAGAAAAAAGAUAUGUACAGUAUGCCUUACAGAGAGGGGAGGGGAAUGGAGGGAGGGGGGGAUAGGGGCAGAGAGGUGGGAGGAAGCAAGAUGAUAGGAAGGGCACUGAAAGGGGGAGUAGGUCAUUUAUGGGCUGUUGAAUAACAGUGAGUUGGACCCCAAACCUACCUGAUGUAGAGUGACAGGGCAUCAGUGGGUAUGAACUUUGACCCUCUGGUCCUGCUGUGUACCGACAAUGCCUUUGGAUGGUGACAUACACAGAAGCAGGAAGCGGUAUUUAGGGUUUCCACCUUACCUCUCGCUAUCGCAAAGUAGGAUUAGUGCUCCUCUCUUCACUAAAGCUUAGCUCAAUGCACUCACUCACUCACUCACUCACUCACUCACUCACUCACUCACUCACUCACUCACUCACUCACUCACUCACUCACUCACUCACUCACUCACUCACUCACACACACACACACACACACACACACACACAUACACACACACACACACACACACACACACACACAUUACACAGCUGCUGCUGUUCAUGAUUCAUGAUUAUCUCCGACAUAUAAAUGUUGUACAUCAACUUUUAUUUUUUACACAUUUUGUUGUUUUGUACAUUUGUUCUCUUUAUAUUCUCCACCCUGUGUUUUGUUUUCUCUGUUGUUCGACGAGUAGCCUAGCCAGCCUGCUCGCAAGCUUCAAAUCACCAUAAAAGCCAUUUGCGUUCACUGAAGAUUCAAAGAGACUCAUACGCUCACAGCCAUACUUGUUUAUGUGGGUGUUCUGUUCAAGGUUGGCGUCAAUAUUACAUUACACGACGUCCUCCUAUACAUAUUUGCACUCAACCUUUCUGGGCAUCACCCUGCAUGUCAACCCAUAUCGAUAAGGCCUCCUUGCUAUGCCCCACCCGAGAGAGUCCAGCCUGGCUGAAUGCCAGACAGCCUGAUGGUCCCUCAAGACUGUCAAAUAUUCACCUGCAUGGGUGGCAGCGAACAGAGACGAGAUAGACCCAGGCACUUCAUGUUCCCACUUUACAUAAGGCUGCUGUCAUAAGUGCUACAUAGCAUCAUCACGUGAAUAGGCUGCUGCCUGUCAUAGUGAAUGUGUCAUGAUCUAGGAGUUAUUAGUGAGACAAAUGAAGCUGUGCCAUUCAAAUGCUAUGAGGGGAUGAGAGGGAAGCCAUGGAGGGGUGAAAUGAAGGUGUUGGAUAAAUGAAGGCUUGAAUUGGAGGUUUGAAGGAUUGGAUUAUGCAAAGGUGGUUGUGGUUAGGUGGUUGGGGUGAAUGGAUGCUAUUGGUGUGACAAUGACACUCACAGGGGAACUGGGAUCAGGAUGUGUGGAUUUGUGCAUCCACGUCUUAAUUUGGCAUAUUGAAGCAGGAGCUCGCGGGAGGCUAAAGUAUACAAAUAAAUUCCUUGAGCAAAAGCUUGGCAUGAAUGAUAUAGUGGGAGGAAUGCAGUAUGUUUAGCUUCUGCAGAUGUAUUUCAGAUUUAGUAUCUGUGUGUACGGCUUGGCCCUACUCUACAGUGUACACUCCCUUUUACCAUAAGGCCUGCACACAAGCAAUCAAGUCUGUCUGUCCAUGUCUGUCUGUCCCUAGACAGAAGUGGUCAUCUUCUGUUAGCCUUUGAACGGUUACCCUCACUGGAGGACCACAGAUCCUGAAAGCUCUCCCCAAUCCAUGGGGUGUUCUGCGCUCUAUCCAACUGCAGGAGACUCCCAACAAGUUAGUUACAGUGUUAGACAUAGCCUACACUUUCACCAGGAACGCACAGAAACAUGACAGUGUCUGAGUCUCAAAUGGCCCCUUGUUCUCCAUAUAGUACACUACCGUGGUUGAAAGUAAUGCACUAUAAGGGAUAGGAUAUGAUUUGAGACACAACCAAUGUCGUAUUGGAGUCGCCCCGAUGUUGCUCACGUCUGAGUGUACAUAAUGUAGUAAUUGCUUGAAGCUAAACAGAUCAAGUUAGGCAACAUAUAACUGUACAAUUUGAGCUUUUUUGCAUGUGUCUUUUUAUAAUGGGCAGAAGAAGAAUUCUAUAACAGUUAUCAUAAAGAUAAUUUUAAAGCGUGUAGCAGCCCGCAUGACCGAGGUUGCGGUCCAGAAGGACUUCUGGUAUGUACCAUACUCACAUAAACUCAAAUGGAGAAAAAAAUGAAAUGGAAAACAAUCUAAAACGCUUAAAAAAAAAGAAUAAUUGCACAGUUAUCAAGGUAAGAUACUUUUUUUGUAAACUGUCAACAGCACAACUAUUUUGUAUUGUUGUUUGUACCAUUUUGUAUGAAAAAAGAAAAAAACUUGAACAAAAAGGGAAAGAGUGUGUUGUUUUAAGCGUGUGUUUCUAGUGCCACUGCGACCUUGGUUUCCAAAUACAGUACAGUACAUACGCAGCCUUGCAGAUAAACCUUGUAAUAUAGAUGCUGAGUUGGCGACUCCACGUCAGCGCCCCCUGUGUUAUAAAUAAAGUUUCCCCUCCUUAUGCAAA
This is a messenger RNA of Salmo salar (Atlantic salmon), 8103 nucleotides long. RefSeq names its product cadherin-4. Gene Ontology annotation, cellular component: catenin complex; plasma membrane; adherens junction. Gene Ontology annotation, molecular function: beta-catenin binding; cadherin binding; calcium ion binding. Gene Ontology annotation, biological process: multicellular organism development; cell morphogenesis; cell-cell adhesion mediated by cadherin. NCBI's taxonomy places the organism in Eukaryota, Metazoa, Chordata, Actinopteri, Salmoniformes, Salmonidae. The record is from RefSeq and is a predicted model, not a curated record.